AUGUUUGCCAGGCGAAUUCUUACCCAAACAAACAGGAAACCUUUACUACAAUCUUCCGCUUGUAGAGUGAUUUCUUUUGUUGAUGGGAACGCUACCAAUGACCCGAAUGGGCAAACAUGGAUGCAAAAAGCAUUACUACACCGCCGGCAGCAUCAAUCAGGCGGUGAUGGGCCAACCGAUAGCAUGUCAUCGUUAUCGGCGACAGCCGUCAUCUUGGGUGGAUCAUUGUUGACAUAUUUGAUAAGCGAUAAGAUAAAGAAAGAUACACAACAUGUCUACGCAAAGGAAGAUUCACUCGACACGAUACGCAAGGCACACGAUACGGUGCGGAAAGAUCUGCCAGAGUACACGAUGGAUGAGAUCGUGAAGCACAAUGCACCGUCCGCCGGUAUUUGGGUUACGUACGGUGUCGGUGUGUACGAUAUAACGUCCUUCGUCCCGAAACACCCGGGCAGCGAUAAGGUGAUGCUUGCGGCCGGUGGUGCGAUCGAUCCGUUUUGGCACAUCUUUCAGCAGCACAACACCAGAGAGGUGCUCACGCUGUUGGAAACGUUCCGCAUAGGCAAUUUGCGACCGGAUGAUGUGGUGGGCACGAGAGAUCUGCACGAUCCAUGGUCAGCAGAACCGAAGCGUCAUCCCAUUCUGAAACCGGCCACACUGAAACCGUUCAAUGCGGAACCACCGGCAUCGGUUCUUGUGGACAGUUUCCUGACGCCGAAUGAUUUUUUCUACGUACGGAAUCACCUGCCCGUGCCGGAAGUGGACAUAAAAGCGUACGAGCUCGAGCUGGAGAAUGAAAAGACGGGCAAGAGCAAAACGUUCCGGUUUGCCGAUCUGCUCAAAUACCCGAAGCACACCGUCACGGCCACGAUCAUGUGCGGUGGCAAUCGACGUAGUGAGAUGAUGGACGUUAAACCCAUCAAGGGACUGCCGUGGGGAGCAUCGGCCGUGGGAAAUGCCGAGUGGACCGGUGCCCGGCUGUGUGACGUUUUGCGCGACAUGGGUGUGCGGCCGGGUGAUGAAACAGGGCACGUACAGUUCGAAGGACUCGAUACCGAUCCGACCAGCACACCGUACGGUGCGUCCAUCCCGUUGGCGAAAGCAAUGGACCCACGGGGUGACGUGAUUUUGGCGUACGAAAUGAACGGACAACCGUUGAAUCGGGACCACGGCUACCCGGUGCGUGUGAUCGUACCGGGCGUAGUGGGUUCGAGGAAUGUGAAAUGGUUGGGAAAGAUCGUUGUGUCCCGGAACGAAAGUUCCUCCCAUUGGCAGCAAAACGAUUACAAAUCGUUCAGUCCCAGCACCGAUUGGGAUACGGUGGAUUUUAAGAGUGCACCGGCUAUUCAGAACAUGCCCGUUACGUCCGCCAUUUGUGCGCCAGCAAGUGGCGAAACGGUGCCGGUUGAGGAUGGGUACGUGACGGUGAAAGGGUACGCAUGGUCCGGCGGUGGUUCCGAGAUCGUGCGUGUCGAUGUUACCGCGGACGGUGGUAAAACGUGGAUCGUGGCAAAGCUGGACGAAAGUGAACAGGGUACGGGUCCGGGCCGCCACUGGUCGUGGUCGCUGUGGUCGGCAAAGGUACCGAUUAAACCGGGUCAAAAAGGACCGAUCGAAAUCGUGUCGAAAGCGGUCGAUAGCAAUUACAACACGCAGCCGGAAUCGUUUGCCAACAUCUGGAACUUGCGGGGUGUGGUCGGCAAUGCGUACAGCCGAGUGAAAGUUAGCGCUAAAUAA
This is a messenger RNA of Anopheles marshallii, 1737 nucleotides long. RefSeq names its product sulfite oxidase, mitochondrial (gene shop). Lineage: Eukaryota; Metazoa; Arthropoda; Insecta; Diptera; Culicidae. The transcript has 4 exons. Gene Ontology annotation, molecular function: molybdenum ion binding; oxidoreductase activity. Bases 1 to 1737 code for a protein of 578 amino acids. Gene Ontology annotation, cellular component: mitochondrion. The record is from RefSeq and is a predicted model, not a curated record.